Molecule: messenger RNA, 765 nt
Organism: Malania oleifera
Lineage: Eukaryota; Viridiplantae; Streptophyta; Magnoliopsida; Santalales; Ximeniaceae
Exons: 1
Coding region: 1-765 (254 amino acids)
Source: RefSeq, a predicted model, not a curated record
AUGUCGAUUCAUAAGCAGUCAUUAGGACCGCCACCAUUCACUCCAGAGAGACCAUCGCUUGGUGUGCCCCCUUUUGUUCCAGUAGUGACAACUCCGGGAAUAGAAAUGCCUUCGUCGGCAAUGGCAGUUGUGGGGAUAAGUAAGACUAAAAUAGAAUAUCACUGUGAUGAGCUUGAAAAGCGGUUAAAAGCUAUAGAAGGGACCCGAACCUCCAACACUACCCGACCCUCAGAUUAUUGCUUGGUGCACAAUGUAGUGCUCCCUCCGAAGUUUAAAAUGCCCGAAUUUGAGAAGUUUGAUGGGACUACAUACCCCCAGACCCACAUGCGCCUAUUUUUCAAGUCAAUAGCAUCUUAUGCUGACAAUGAGAAAUUGAUGAUGUAUUGCUUUCAGAGCGGUCUUACGAGAGCAGCGGCUAGAUGGUAUGUCCAACAAGACAGGGCCCGAAUCUGCACGUGGGGGGAUUUGGCAGAUGAUUUUGAGGAACAAUACCGCCAUGUUAUGGAAAUGGCUCCUAACAGAAUUACUCUCUUCAAAAUGGAGAAAAAGCCCACAGAGACCUUUAGGGAGUACGCCUAUAGGUGGAGGGAUGCGGUGAUCCAAGUGGACCCCCCGAUAGGCGACCGAGAAGCUAUCAUGUUAUUUAUAAAUACAUUGAAAGACCUCUACCACAGGAAUCUCUUGGGAGCAACUCCCCAUGAUUUCAUGGACGUCGUGGCAGCUAGAGGAAGGAUUGAUGCCAACAUCAAGGUAGGUCGCGUCUAG